AUGGCCAUCGUCUUCGCCGCUCGUGGUGUCGAAGCCAUCAUCCUCAUGACCCCCGGCAAUGCCUCCUCCUUCGCUACCGUCGUCUCUAACGUCAACCUCCUCACGGUCCCCUUCCCCUCUGUCCUCGAACUCGCCACGGAGUGCCAAAACCUCACCGCGGCCACUACCCCGACGAUGCACCUCGCAUUCAUAGCCGUCGUCACCACCCUCCGCAAGCCCUUCGACCACAUCCUCGCCGACCUCUCCCCCAACUGCGUCGUCACUGACGCGUUCCUCCCGUGGACCGUCGAUGUUGCCGCCGAGCGUGGUACUCUCAGGCUCUCCUUCCAAGGGAUGAGUGCCUUCGCCAACUACGCCUUUGACGUUCUUGGAAAGCUCAAGCCCCUCCAAACACUCCCGCUGGAGGCGGAGGACUUCGUUCUUACCGGUCUCCCUCUCAAAAUCAAGUUGUUCAAGUCCCAAAUCGACUCGUCAGCUGACACUGAUCCUAAAAAGGCCAGUAUGUUUGCCUCGAUUUAA
Asparagus officinalis (garden asparagus) is the source of this 519-nucleotide messenger RNA. Its product is annotated as scopoletin glucosyltransferase-like. Lineage: Eukaryota; Viridiplantae; Streptophyta; Magnoliopsida; Asparagales; Asparagaceae. The transcript has a single exon. Bases 1 to 519 code for a protein of 172 amino acids. The record is from RefSeq and is a predicted model, not a curated record.